CUGCUGAAGAACCAAAGAGCACAUGUAAAAUGAAGCCAAUAACAGGGCCAGGGUGUAGGGGCGGGUCUUAUAAGUUAUAUAUAUAUACAAGUGCUUGUGUUUUAUCCUCUGCACUUUGGGACAUAUUGCUACAAUAAGAAUGGACUUCUGUGGAGGGCUCUCUGAGGUGGCCAAAGCCACUGCUGAGUUGCAGCAAAUCUGUGAUGAGAUGAAACCUCAUGCAGAGAAAAAAACUGGAAGAAAUUUUGAUGUCUUCACUGCUAAACUCUACAAAACACAGGUGGUAGCUGGGACAAACUACUUCAUCAAGGUCCACGUGGGUGAUAAGGAGUUUGUUCACCUCCGUGUCUAUAAGAUGUUACCUCAUGCUGGAGAACUGGAACUUUCUGGAAUACAGACACAUAAAUCCGAACAGGACCCCAUCGAAUACUUCUAAUAGAUACACGAUUGAGGGAAAAAGAAACCAUAGAAACAGCACUAACACUUAUAAACAAGCAAUGAGUUUGAGUUUGUAAAACAUAUCAGAUUCACUUAAAAUAUAAAACUACAGCCAUAUAAUGUCAGUCAUUUACAAAUUAUACUGAACUUUUUUUUCUCAGUUUCUAAAAUGUGUCCUGAAAAAUUCCAUACUUGUAAUAAACUGAAAGUUAAAAAUAAACACUUAAAUACAUGA
This is a messenger RNA of Silurus meridionalis, 673 nucleotides long. Its product is annotated as cystatin-B-like. Gene Ontology annotation, molecular function: cysteine-type endopeptidase inhibitor activity. The record is from RefSeq and is a predicted model, not a curated record. NCBI's taxonomy places the organism in Eukaryota, Metazoa, Chordata, Actinopteri, Siluriformes, Siluridae. Gene Ontology annotation, cellular component: cytosol.